ACUGGCACCGGAAAAGAUGAAAAUGUCACACGCAUUUAAAACAUGCUUUUAUUCUUGGCCUAAGGUAUAAAUAUCUCGGUUGUACAAGUCUACCAAACCAAGUUCACUAGUCAUUGACUCUGUGCUGUGAUAUCUUCCUUGUAGCCUAAACCCAACAGAAGAACCAUGUUCGCCUACGCUUUGUUGAUCUGCUUGCCAAUGUUGGCAUUCGGCCAAGAUUUUUUGGCCAACCAAGAGUUCAACAGAUUUGAUGUUGACGGUGAUGGUAACAUUGAGCCCAGAGAAGUCCAACAAUACUUCAGACGCUUUGACGCUAACGGAGACAAUGAAAUCUCCAGACAAGAGUACAGACAGGAAGUAGAUACUCAUCACAUCAACAACCCAGAAGCUCACCGCGCCCUCCUGCGUCUCUUUGACGAGAUUGACUACAACAAUGACGGAGUCCUUGACCAAUCAGAUUUUAACAAACUCUUCACCAACGCUGACGCCAACCAGAACGACCUCGUCAACCACAACGAGUUUGUGACAUACUUCCACCAGUUGACCGGAGGCCCAGUUAUCGGUUAAAUCAGACAAAGCACCAUCCAUGAUCAAGACUUUGGUUUGAAGCAUUUAAUGUGACAGUGUUCGGGAUUUUCUGAAUGUAAAUGUGAACAAUACAAUAAAACUUAUUUGAAUAAUCAA
This is a messenger RNA of Biomphalaria glabrata, 684 nucleotides long. RefSeq lists its product as uncharacterized. The transcript has 4 exons. The record is from RefSeq and is a predicted model, not a curated record. NCBI's taxonomy places the organism in Eukaryota, Metazoa, Mollusca, Gastropoda, Planorbidae. The coding region runs from base 166 to 567 and encodes 133 amino acids. Gene Ontology annotation, molecular function: calcium ion binding.